UCAGCGACUUAUAGCGGGACUGCAGCAGACAUUCUGACACUGGGGGGAACUGACUUGGUGUCACUGACAUCCCCAGUGAUGCCAAUACAGUGAUCAGUGCUAAAAAAAAAGCACUGACACUGUACUAAUGGCACUGGGCAGGAAGGGGUUAACAUCUGGGGCAAUCAAAGGGUUAACUGUGUGCAUGGAGCGUUUUACAAUGUGUGCUGUGUGUGUGUUUUACUGGAGAGGCAUGCUAUGCAGAGAGAUACAAAGCAGCAUGUCCUUGCUGGCAGGGGAGAGAUCUGUGUUAUUUACAAACAGGUCUCUUUUCUGUCAGUUUUGCCGACAAUCACCGAAUGCCGCCCGGGACUCUCCGUGAUUGGCAUCCCCAACCAUCAA
Molecule: messenger RNA, 381 nt
Organism: Staurois parvus
Lineage: Eukaryota; Metazoa; Chordata; Amphibia; Anura; Ranidae
Source: the annotation of a GenBank genome assembly